CGGUCUGUGCUCUUACGAAUGAAUCGCUCUCGACUCAAAUUUGCAUUUUCCUGCAAUCCCAUUAGGGUUACAAUGUAUUUUUACGACCAGUGGUGGACGAUAUGUAUUACAGUAACUGUGGCACCUAUUUCUACUCGAUUUUAUGUGACUGGCACGUUCGAGAAGAACGUGCGACCAUGUGGCCUCUUUUCGCGUGAAAGUUAACCAUUCCGACACCAAAAUCGAAUGCCGUAAUGGACGGUUCUUCUAAGCUUUGUUGAGAGAUACGAGGAAGGAAAUCGCUAGAUAAAUAACACGGAGGGAAGAUCGGCAAGCUAAAUCCUAAUUAAAGAUGAUAUCGCCGAACAACGAUGUACCGUUGUGGUCUGAUAUCGCACUUCGUACUUUAGUGAAUACUGUUUCGCAUCCUAUUAAGUAUGCUAAGGUUUUGAUACAGAUCGGAUACGAACCGAUUCCACCGAGACCGACAACCACUCUAUUUGGAAAACCGGCUCUUGCCUUGCCUAACAUAUUCCAAUAUGUUAAAUACAUUAAAAAUGUGGAUGGUUAUACUGGCUGCUACCGUGGGCUCAUCCCAAAAUUAUGUGCCUAUACAGUGAGUGCAGUAGUGUUUGAAAAAACUGCCAAAUUAGUUAAAUUCGAUAAGGAACCGAGCAAAGAAAUCUGCUAUGCUGAUUUAGAUGAAAGUCAAAGGCGCAAAAAGUGUAUAUACGAGCUGAUAAGAGACCUGAUUAGUAGGAUCGUUGGAAUCAUAGUUAGCCAUCCGCUGGAUGUAAUUGCGAUAAGGAUGAUGGCACAAUUUGUUGGCGGGGAGACCAAGUACAACGGACUGUUCAGAUCGUUUGUGGAAGUAUACAAAGAGAAUGGGAUCAUGGGAUACUUUGCGGGAUUGAUACCGCGUCUCAUCGCGAACGCCAGUGUAUUAAUAUUAGUCAGUUCGUCUGCUUAUGUUAUCGACAAGUACGUUAUAGCCGACCGUGAAUUGAAACCGUACAUCGUCUCUACCAUAGGGUUUGUGGCAACGACAGUCACGUAUCCAUUUUUAGUCGUGUCAAAUUGCAUGGCAGUGAAUAAUUGCGGUUUAAUCGCGGGUCUUCCUCCACAAAUGCCAAUUUACGACAGCUGGUUGCACUGCUGGUCGCACCUGUCAGCCUCCAAUCAGUUGAAAAGAGGAAACAGCCUUAUAUGGCGUUAUUACACAGGACCACAAGUGAUAAUAAAUGGACAGGCAAUGCCUAUUAGCAAAUACAAUUUCCAUUUGAAAACGACUUAGUAAUAACAUCACAUUUACUUGUAUUUGAAAAGAGAAACAGCAGUAAAAUCAUUCUGUGCUACAUAAUUUUUUUAUCCUAAUUGUUACUACACCAAAUAUUGAUUAAAGACUUCUUUUUUUAAUUCAUCUCGUAAUUCAUCUCGCCGGGCCAUUCGAUACGUGCACGAGUAUUAACAAUCAGUAGAAUUAAGUUAGUAUUUAACGUUCUCUUUGGUGUUCAAAAUGAAGUAAACUUAAUUCUUUAAAAUGAAUGGAUACAUAGAAACAUAUGUAUAUACGUAUAAGAAGUUGAAUAGUAUUUCUUUGUAUUAAAGAUGAUAUGCAUUGGGUCAGAAUUGUUCGAAUAUUACACGUUUCAUGUACAAAGUGUAUAUGUUGAAUCACUUUGAGAAAUACCUUCAGGUGAUCUUUUAUGGUAUUGUACAUAUAUAUAGCAUGAACUAGAAUAAACAAAACGGGCAAAUAAAAUUGAAACAGUAUUGGU
Molecule: messenger RNA, 1757 nt
Organism: Ceratina calcarata
Lineage: Eukaryota; Metazoa; Arthropoda; Insecta; Hymenoptera; Apidae
Product: mitochondrial carrier homolog 2
Exons: 8
Coding region: 332-1273 (313 amino acids)
Source: RefSeq, a predicted model, not a curated record